GGCGGAUCUAUUGGGGCGUAUGAAUACGAGGGAGGAUCCGAAUGAGGAGACUUCGGAUGCUGAAAGCUACUCCGAGUGGAACCAAGGUGUCGGCUGGAAGCGCGGUGUGGCUAGCGCAUCGCGAUCAGCUUAAACCACAUUACCAGCAACAAGGCGAACGGCCGAACCUGAUGACGCCGUUCGAGAAGUCUACGCCGGACGCGGCAGUGGUGGAUUUGGACGUUGAGAUGCUGAAUUUAGACGAAGAUAUGUUGGGGGCCGGAUACGGCGGAAGCGGCUUGUUCCGGGGUUUCCCGGAAGCUGCAACGGCACGAUCCAGAAGCCGGAAGCGAGACGCAUCCGCGGCGGAAUUGCCGGCGGUCUGCCUUCGGCGCUCGAAGAGAAACAGGAAGCCUGUUUCGAACAGUGAAUUCAUUUAUGAUUAAUUAUACAUUAACAGAACACUUUGUUCUUUCAAAUUAAUACAAACAGUUGAAUUAGAUUUGUACUUGAUACAGUUUUCUUUAUAUCCAUUUAUUUGUUAUCAUUUAUCUAUGAGUUCGAUUAACUUUAGUUUUAAGCAAA
Culex quinquefasciatus (southern house mosquito) is the source of this 564-nucleotide messenger RNA. RefSeq lists its product as uncharacterized. NCBI's taxonomy places the organism in Eukaryota, Metazoa, Arthropoda, Insecta, Diptera, Culicidae. The record is from RefSeq and is a predicted model, not a curated record. The transcript is spliced from 2 exons. Bases 42 to 425 code for a protein of 127 amino acids.